UUAGCGGGUGCAAAACAAGCUGUCUGUCUGUCUGUCAACCACAAUUCCAAAAAUAAGAAUAUGCGGAUGACGCGAAAUAACUUUUGGCGAGAAUGUUAUUAUAUCUUCAAUACAACGCAGAGAAUUUCGUAACUCCUCUGAUUUUUCCCCCUUUUCGCUCGUGAAAAGGUUCUGUCAACAACCGAAUUCCUUCACCGAUUUUAUUAGUUGAAUAAUUACUGCAGUUAUAGUUUUUUUAAUAAAGGUGACUGUUUAAAACUAUGAUGUGAGCCUUUAAUUAAAGUUUACUUCAUGCUGAAGUGUGAUUCAUACUUUUAAAGCUUGAAAGCCGAUUACUCUUUUCCGUGUAAGCUUUAACAGUUGUUACUAAUUUUCUAAUGUGACAUGCAACUUCUUCAAGCUAUAAAUCAUUGGCUAGCAACUGUAGAAAAAUUUCAGGCCGCCGUAACGUAGCAUAUGUGACCCAGUUUUACAAAUUCUUGUUUAAAGAUGUUUAUAUGCUCGGGAAGGAAGUCGUAUUUUUGUGAACUAUAAGAAAUUAUUUUUCAGUGGAACAUUAUUGGAAAUCAAGGCACUGAAAUAUCAAGCAGCUGAUACGUCACAGGAAUAAUUUGUGUUGAUUCUUUUAUGAAGAAAACCGCAUAUUUACGAUAUUUACGUGAAACAUGAAAUGCUAAAGUAAACAAUCUUAGAACUAAUUUUACCGAAAUUUCUGUUAAGCAACCCGUUUUACAUUCCGUCAGAGGAUGAAAUUUAUCACAAGAUAUGUAGCAAGUUAUAUUAAGAAUGUCAUUCAUCAAUAUAGUGCAGAAAUUGCAUGUUCUAGGAGGAGGAGGAUCUAUGUUCGUGUUUUGAAAUUACAUGUUGUGGGUUAGGUAAUAUUUAAGACUGCACAGAAUAAUAUUUAGUGAAACAUUAUUGGAAAUCAAGGUAUUCAAAUAUCAAGCAGCUGAUACGUAACAUGAAUAAUUUGUGUUGAUUCUUUUAUAAAGAAAGACACUUGUAUUUACAUGAGACAUGAAGUGCUAGAGCGAACCAUUUUAGAACUACUUUUACCGAAAUUUCUCUUAAGCAGUCCAUUUUACAUCCCUUCAGAGGAGGAAAUUCAUCAUAAAAUAUGUAGCAAGUUAUGUUAUAUUAAAAAUGUUAGUUACAGUUAUCAAUAUAGUACAGAAAUUGAAUGUUCUAGAAGGGGGAUGUUCUAUGUUUGUUCUGAAAUUACAUUUUCUAGGUUCAUGUUUUAUUACAAGGUAAUAAAUCAUUUUCAAGAGGUAAUAUUUAAAACAGCAUGUGCAUAUCCAUACUGAACACAAACCCCAUUUGUACGAUUUCAUUUAGUCGAAAAAGUAUUUUAAAGAUGCAUAUGCUGAUUCACAUUGGAGAAAAAUGUGAAUUAGCAUCUUAUGUGUGAGGUAUGUAGACUUUUAGUUAAAAGAUUAAUUCAGACAAUCAUCUGCUUAUUCACGUAGGAGAAAAACAUCAUGUAUGUGAAGUAUUUAAGAAAUCAUUAAGUCAAAAGUUCAUUCAAAAAUCAUUAAGUCAUGUAUGUGCUUACUCACGCAGAAGAGAAAUCUUAUAUAUGUGAAAUAUGUAAGAAGACAUUUUGCCAGGAGAGUAAUUUAAACAAGCAUAUGCUUACUCACACAAGAAAGAAAUCUUAUAUGUGUAAUGUGUGUAAGAAGUCCUUUAAUCACAAGUCUACUUUAGACAACCAUAUACUUAUUCACACAGGAGAGAAACCUCAUGUGUGUGAAGUAUGUAAGAAGUCCUUUAGUCAGAAGUGUACUUUAAACAGCCAUAUGUUUAUUCACACAGGAGAGAAACCUUAUAUGUGUGAUGUAUGUAAGAAAUCCUUUAGUCAAAAGUCUACUUUAAACUGCCAUAUGUUUAGUCACACAGGAGAGAAACCUCAUGUGUGUGAAGUAUGUGAGAAGUCAUUUAGUCAGAAGGGUGCUUUAAAGAGCCAUAUGCUUAUUCACACAGGAGAGAAACCUUACGUGUGUGAAGUAUGUAGGAAGUCCUUCGCUGUGAAGUCUAGGCUAAGCUGCCAUAUGUUUAUUCACACAGGAGAGAAACCUCAUGUGUGUGAAGUAUGUAAGAAGUUCUUUAAUCUGAAGAGUAGUUUAAACAGCCAUAUGCUUAUUCACACAGGAGAGAAGCCUCAUGUGUGUGAAGUAUGUAAGAAGUCAUUUAGUCAGAAGUGUGCUUUAAACAGCCAUAUGCUUAUUCACACAGGAGAGAAACCUCAUGUGUGUGAAGUAUGUAAGAAGUCAUUUAAACACAAGUACGAUUUAAACAAGCAUAUGCUUAUUCACACAGGAGAGAAACCAUAUGUGUGUGAAGUAUGCAAGAAGUCAUUUACUCAGAAGUGUAAUUUAAACACUCAUGCGCGUAUUCACAGAGGAGAGAAUACUUGUGUGUAAGGUAUGGAAAGGUUCAUUUUUAAUAAAGGAUUAUUAAGGUAUGCGUUCCAACAGAAGAGAGAAAACUGUCAUGUAUGUAAGAAUUCAUUUGGACAGUAGAGUAUUUUGAAAAAUAUGUGUUGACCUAAACCAGAAGAGAAGACUUCUAUCUUUUGAGAUUUUAAAUUAGUGUCAACAUUUAUAUAUCAGUGUAGUAAAGAUUUGUGUACGCA
Molecule: messenger RNA, 2635 nt
Organism: Stegodyphus dumicola
Lineage: Eukaryota; Metazoa; Arthropoda; Arachnida; Araneae; Eresidae
Biological process (GO): regulation of transcription by RNA polymerase II
Cellular component (GO): nucleus
Molecular function (GO): DNA-binding transcription factor activity, RNA polymerase II-specific; nucleic acid binding; RNA-DNA hybrid ribonuclease activity
Source: RefSeq, a predicted model, not a curated record